AUGCGGCAACACGACGAGAAUGGCUUGCGGCUCGCACGCUUUUUGACCGAGCAGGCGCAGGUGGUGCGGGUGAAUUACCCAGGGCUGGAAAGCCAUCCGCAAUACGAGCGGGCGCAGCGGCUGUUUGCCGGGGCGGGUGGGGUGUUGAGCUUUGAGUUGCACGGGGGCGUGGAGGCCGCCGAGCGGUUGCUGUCCAAGCUGGUUCUGCCGGCGUCAGCCCCCAGUCUCGGCGGGGUCGAAACCCUCAUCACUCGGCCAGUCACCACGUCGCACAGCGGCUUGAGUCGAGAGGAGCGGGCGGCCAUGGGCAUAGCCGACGGUUUGGUUCGGGUGUCGUGCGGCAUUGAGGCCGCCGAGGAUUUGUGCGCGGACUUUGCGCAGGCGCUUGGCUGGGGUGUAGGAUCGCUAGGAGUGAAUUAUGGAAGCAGCAAUACAAACCGCUCAAACUAUACUAGACGAUUUGAUGAUGUAGUAGGCGAGGACGAAAAUCACCCCCUAGCCUCAUUAAUGGAGGUCAUAGGUGUGCUGAUUGAGAAAUAUGAGGAUGAACACGUCCCUGAGCUAAUGAGCCGCGUGCUCCAGAGGGACGGCGCGGCGGCCCUCAGAGCCGUCUAG
Molecule: messenger RNA, 615 nt
Organism: Geodia barretti
Lineage: Eukaryota; Metazoa; Porifera; Demospongiae; Tetractinellida; Geodiidae
Source: the annotation of a GenBank genome assembly